CCGUCUCUUUGCUGCCAGCAUGCAAGCCUAGGCCAAUUGGGGAGAGAAGGAUCCAAGGGUUUCCCAGCCAUGCCGAAGAGGUUCUACGAUGACUACUCUGACAUGUACCUGAAGAACAGUAGCCUGGCUGGGCGCAAGCAGCACAUGAGCGGUCGCCGCCAUAUCAACAACAAGAUCGAGUACUGGCAGAUGCUGAUUCGUGAGAAAGGUCUGACGCCUCCAAUCUACCCUCCCCCUCCUGGAAUGGUGCUUCCCAUGCCCCGAAUGGCUGCAAAUCCACCCGUCGGAGGACCUGCUGGACUUCCCAAGCUUGGCGCGCUGCCAGGCAUGCCAGGAUUGCCAGGUAUGCUGCCUGGACUUGGCCUUUCAGGAUUGAUGCCUGGACUGCCUGGAAAUCUAGGAUUGCCUGGCAUGCCAAAGGCUGGUGCAGUACCAGGAAUGGCCUAG
Symbiodinium pilosum is the source of this 447-nucleotide messenger RNA. NCBI's taxonomy places the organism in Eukaryota, Dinophyceae, Suessiales, Symbiodiniaceae. The record is from the annotation of a GenBank genome assembly.